Messenger RNA from Raphanus sativus (radish), 1499 nucleotides. RefSeq names its product probable aminotransferase TAT3. The transcript has 7 exons. Lineage: Eukaryota; Viridiplantae; Streptophyta; Magnoliopsida; Brassicales; Brassicaceae. The coding region runs from base 65 to 1390 and encodes 441 amino acids. The record is from RefSeq and is a predicted model, not a curated record. Gene Ontology annotation, biological process: amino acid metabolic process; biosynthetic process. Gene Ontology annotation, molecular function: transaminase activity; pyridoxal phosphate binding.
AGACUGGCAAUAAAAAGCAUGUACCCACAACUACAAGAAGCAUCUAAAAUAAAGAAGAGAGAAGAUGGCGAACAACGGUAAUGCAAACGGCAAUGUUUGGCAGUUUAAAGGAAACACUGCAACUAGUGAUGCGGCUGCGGUAGCUUUGAGAAAGCUUGUUUUUAAGAUGUUCAGAAACUACAACUUCAACAGCGGGAAACCCAUCUUGGCCCCAAGUCCCGGCGAGCCCUCCGCCUCUCCCAGCUUUCUGACUUGCCCAGUAGCAGAGGAAGCCGUGGCUGCAGCCGCACGCUCGGGCAUGGCUAACUCUUAUGCACCGAGCCCUGGAAUUUUAAAAGCUAGAAGGGCGGUAGCGGAUUAUCUAAACGGAGAGCUUCCAGCGAAGCUGACGGAGGAGGAUGUGUAUAUCACAGGUGGUUGCAAUCAGGCAAUAGAGAUUGUAAUAGAUUCCCUAGCCGGAAAUCCACUCGCCAACAUUCUGCUACCAAGGCCGGGUUACCCUCACUACGAUGCUCGUGCUGUCUAUAGUUGCCUUGAGAUUCGCAAGUACGAUCUCCUUCCCCAAAAAGAUUGGGAGAUAGACCUAGACGGCCUCGAGGCUGCUGCUGAUGAGAAUACAGUCGCAAUGGUACUUAUCAAUCCCAACAAUCCUUGUGGAAAUGUAUACAGCUACGAUCAUCUCAAUAAGGUUGCCGAGAUGGCUAGGAAACUUGGUAUAGUGGUGAUAUCUGAUGAAGUAUACAAACAUGUUGUAUAUGGAGACAGGCCUUUCAUUCCCAUGGGUAUCUUUGCAUCGAUAGCUCCAGUGAUCACGCUCGGAUCCAUAUCCAAAGGAUGGCUCGUCCCGGGUUGGAGAAUCGGCUGGAUGGCCAUGAAUGAUCCUAAUAGCAUUUUGAAAUCAGCAGGGGUUAUUCAAGCAAUAGAGGAUUGUUUAGACUUAACUCCACAACCUUCACUUAUUCUCCAGGAGGCACUUCCUGAUAUAUUAGAGAAAACACCUAAAGAGUUCUUCGACAAGAAGAUGAAAGCAAUGAGACACUCGGUAGAGCUUUCGUAUGAGAGGCUCAAGGACAUCCCUUGUCUCUUUUGUCCCAAGAAACCCGAAUCUUGUUCUUACUUAUGGGUAAAACUUGAUACGUCAAUGUUGGUUAAUAUCAAAAAUGACUUCGAGUUUUGCAUGAAGCUAGUUAGUGAGGAAAGCGUCCUCUUGAUUCCAGGAGUGGCUCUAGGGGCUCAUAAUUGGGUGAGAAUAUCUAUUGGAACCGACGCGUCAGUGCUAGAUGAGAUAUUUGACAGAAUAAAAACCUUCUACGAUCGCCAUGCAAUAAGGACCCUACCCAAGUCAUUGGGUCUAUACCUCUAUUGCAAUGAUCAGGAAAUGGAAACUUAAUUUUCUUUGUCCCUAAUGUCUCCAGGGUUUUCUUUUUGUAACAAAGGAAGAAUAAAUCUAAGUAUUUGAACUUUUGUAAUAUUUUAAGUCAUCAAUAAAAAGUUGAAUU